AUGGGGGAGCCCCGCAGAGCUGAGGGGUGGCCGGGGGCCCUGGAGCCCUCGGGGGUCUCACGGCCCUCGGGGGUCUCACAGCCCUCAGGGGCCCUGGAGCCCUCGGGGGUCUCACAGCCCUCGAAGGCCCUGGAGCCCUCGGGGGUCUCACGGCCCUCAGGGGCCCUGGAGCCCUCGGGGGUCUCACAGCCCUCGAAGGCCCUGGAGCCCUCGGGGGUCUCACAGCCCUCAGGGGUCCUGGAGCCCUCAGGGGUCUCAAAGUCCUUGGAACCUUCGGGGCCCCUGGAGCCCCCGGGGCCCCCGGGGGUCCCGCAGCCCACGCCGCCCCCCGAGCUGCUGGAGGCGCUCCUGCAGCAGCGCUUCGGGCCCCCGCCCCAGCCGGCGCCCAUCGUCCGCCUGCGCCGCGGCCCCGCCGGGGGCUACGAGCCCACCGGGGACCCGGCCGAGGUGCUGGAGCGGCGGCAGGCGGCCAACGCCAAGGAGAGGCAGAGGAUCCGGAACCUCAACCGUGGCUUCUCCCAGCUGCGGACCCUGGUGCCGCUGGUGCCGCGGGACCGCCGGCCCAGCAAGGCGGACACGCUGCGGGCGGCGGCGGAGUACAUCCGGCUGCUGCGGGGCGUGCUGCGGGACAGCCAGGAGCUCGGUGCUGAGCAGGAGUUGGGGGGCACUGCCGGGGGGCACCCUGAGCCUGGCCUGGCAGAGUCCCCCCGCCCCCCUGGGGACCCCCCAGCCUAG
Messenger RNA from Haemorhous mexicanus (house finch), 735 nucleotides. It is a transcript of the gene FIGLA, whose product is annotated as folliculogenesis specific bHLH transcription factor. The record is from RefSeq and is a predicted model, not a curated record. Gene Ontology annotation, biological process: developmental process; regulation of transcription by RNA polymerase II. Gene Ontology annotation, molecular function: protein dimerization activity; DNA-binding transcription factor activity, RNA polymerase II-specific; RNA polymerase II transcription regulatory region sequence-specific DNA binding. NCBI's taxonomy places the organism in Eukaryota, Metazoa, Chordata, Aves, Passeriformes, Fringillidae. The transcript has 4 exons. The coding region runs from base 1 to 735 and encodes 244 amino acids.